CCAUCAUGCCCCCAUCCCCCAGUUGGUCUCUGGCACCCAGAAUCAGCCUGCUGUGUAAUCUCCAAGAGAGAUUAGUGACCAGCCUUCCCUGCCCUCCCCCACAGGCUGUGGAUGUCCCUAGAUUCUUCCUGCUGGGAGGGCAGGCCACCCACAGAGGGUCUCCAGGUACCCUAGAGAGCAAGGCUGCCAUUAUAUGUGGGCCUUUUCUGCAGCCCUAUGGUGCCUGUAAGGAGGAAUGAGCCAACGGAUUCUCCUUGGACAGCUCCUUUGUGCCAGGCACUCACACGCAGAUGGUGCAGGUGAACGACUCCAUGUACGGCUUCAUCGGCACAGACGUGGUGUUGCACUGUAGCUUUGCCAACCCACUGCCCAGUGUGAAGAUUACCCAGGUCACGUGGCAGAAGUCCACCAAUGGCUCCAAGCAGAACAUGGCCAUCUACAACCCAACUAUGGGCGUCUCUGUUUUGCCUCCCUAUGAGAAACGAGUGGAGUUCCUGCGACCCUCCUUCAUUGAUGGCACCAUCCGCCUCUCCCGCCUGGAGCUGGAGGAUGAGGGCAUGUACAUCUGUGAAUUUGCCACCUUUCCUACAGGCAACCGUGAGAGCCAGCUCAAUCUCACUGUGAUGGCCAAACCUACCAACUGGAUCGAGGGUACCCAUGCAGUGCUUCGAGCCAGGAAGGGACAGGAUGACAAGGUCCUGGUGGCCACCUGCACCUCAGCCAACGGGAAGCCUCCCAGUGUGGUGUCCUGGGAAACGCGGCUAAAGGGCGAGGCAGAGUACCAGGAAAUUCGGAACCCCAAUGGCACAGUGACAGUCAUCAGCCGUUACCGCUUGGUGCCCAGCCGGGAAGCCCACCGGCAGUCCCUGGCUUGCAUCGUCAACUAUCACCUGGACCGCUUCAGGGAGAGCCUCACGCUCAAUGUGCAGUAUGAACCUGAGGUGACCAUUGAGGGCUUUGAUGGCAACUGGUACCUGCAGCGGACAGAUGUGAAGCUGACAUGCAAAGCAGAUGCUAACCCCCCAGCCACCGAGUACCACUGGACCACGCUGAAUGGCUCUCUCCCCAAGGGUGUGGAGGCCCAGAACAGAACCCUCUUCUUCCGAGGACCCAUCAGCUACAGCCUGGCAGGAACCUACAUCUGUGAGGCCACCAACCCCAUUGGUACCCGCUCAGGCCAGGUGGAGGUCAAUAUCACAGAGUUCCCCUACACCCCGUCUCCUGAACAUGGGCGGCGUUCGGGGCAGGUGCCCACAGCCAUCAUCGGGGGCGUGGCAGGAAGUGUCCUGCUGGUGCUGAUUGUGGUUGGAGGGAUCAUAGUGGCCCUGCGCCGGCGCCGGCACACCUUCAAGGGUGACUACAGCACCAAGAAGCACGUCUACGGCAAUGGCUACAGCAAGGCAGGAAUCCCCCAGCAUCACCCACCCAUGGCACAGAACCUGCAGUACCCUGAUGACUCAGAUGACGAAAAGAAGGCCGGCCCACUGGGCGGGAGCAGCUAUGAGGAGGAAGAAGAGGAGGAGGGCGGUGGAGGGGGCGAACGCAAGGUGGGCGGACCCCACCCCAAAUAUGACGAGGACGCCAAACGGCCCUACUUCACUGUGGAUGAAGCGGAGGCCCGUCAGGACGGCUAUGGGGACCGGACUCUGGGCUACCAGUACGACCCUGAACAACUGGACUUGGCUGAGAACAUGGUUUCUCAGAACGAUGGGUCUUUCAUUUCCAAGAAGGAGUGGUAUGUGUAGCCCACCUUCCGGAGCCUCUGUCUGUGCCCACUUCUCCCUGGCUCCUACCCGCACGCCCCCUGCCCACCCCACAGCCCACUGCCCCAGGAGCUCAACAGAGACUUGACCAGCUGCCCUAAACCAGCCCCAAACUCCUGGGGAGCCAGGGGAGCUCAGGGCAGACCCCACUUGGCUUCGUUUUUUUAUUUCCGCCCUCUCCCACCCUUCCCCACGGUGUUGUGUUCGACUGUGACUUUGGUGUUGCUGUAUUUUUCCUUUAAGGACCCUAUCCACUGCCCUCUGUGUUGGGAGCCCUGUUCUUGUCUUGUGUACUUGGGCGUCCCUCCAGGGUUUGGGGAGCCAGUCCUCUCCCACCCCCCCAACACUGGAAUUGUUUGUGUUCUCUUCUCUGGGGAGAGAGGGCAGAGGGGGCUUCAAGAUGAAGAGCACCCUCACCUCACCCCGUAUGCUGCUCCUUUGCCCAGUGCCCCCCACUCUAAACUGGUGAUGCAGCCAGGGCACCUAGAAGGUUAUAAGGGGUUCUCAGUGGUAUCCAGGGGAGUCUUGUCUGUGAAAUGAUGGAGCUGAGGUUCCAACUGGGGUCCUGGGCAGUGUGUUUUCCUGGCAAGAGUGGCUCUAUGCUUUCUCUGUUCUGCUGGCCUACAAAAUGAGGUUGGCAUAACUGUCAUAUACUGCUUUCCUUUGCUCCCAGUCUGUUCUCUACAGAGUGGGUGACCCCAGGUGGACUCUACCCACAGUCCCUGUAUGCCUCCUCCAGCACAUGCACACACACCACUGGGUCUCCCCCAGUGCUCUCACGCCCUGCCCAGGCUAAACACUGCCCCAGGCCCCACCCUCCUCUGCUCUGGCUCUUACUCCUUCCCAGCUCAGGGAGGGAUCAGUCCACAGAAGCAUCCAGAGACAGGGAGGAUGAACCACCCAGCUGCUGCCGCUCUAAGAUUUCAGUGUAGCUCCAACCUUUCCAACGGUGUACACGUUUCUCGGAUUUCUCUUUAUCUGUCAAGUGCUAGCAACACUUGACUCUUCUGGGAAGUCGGGGUUGGGAUCCCAGGAAGGAAUUUGAGGCAAAGAAGUAUUUAUAUGAUGAGGGCGUCCGCAUGGAAGCUCCGCAAACACAAUCUGGUAGACUGAAGGGGACUGCUAACGUCUCAUACGGGAAGGCCAGCAUAGAUGUCAUGGGUGUCAAAGAAAGUGCAGGAGCACCCCGGAACCUGCUGCUUGUCUACAGUCUGACUCCUGCUCAGUUUCUACCAGUGCCAUUCUGAGGUGAGGUGGACGAUGAAGGGCCCUCCCUUGAGUGCAUGGAGAAAGGCCCUCCCAGCUCACUGUCCCCAAGCUCAAAGUGCCUCAGUUUUUCCAUCUGUGCCCCAAAUUCCCCACAUUCUAAAUGGGCAUGCCUAUGCCCUGGGGUAGGCAAAGUGGGCUGCGAGAGCCCUAGGGCCUGCCUGCUGGGGUUUCAACUAACUCAGCCCAAAGGGGACACUCUGAGGGGUAGCAGGUGUUGGGGAGAGGGAGGCAGAGCACUCUGUGCCCCACGGGCACUGACCCACCCUGCCAUAGGCUUCUUAAGGGAGCCCCAACCCUCGCCCCACCCCCUUCCCUGGUGCUGCUAUUGAAUUCCCAGUCCAAGCGCCAUCUCUGGCACCCCUCAGCCCACCAGCUGGGGCCAUUUCGCCAGGCCUUCACUGCCCUAGUCCCAGCCCAGGCCGCCCAGUAGCCACGUAGCAGAAGUCUGAAGCCAUGCCAGCCCUGUGGUGGCUCUCCCCUCUUGGCAUUGGGGACACUGGAUGGGGUGGAGUUCGGGAAAGAAACUUCUAGGGCCUUUCUAGCCACAGGGCAGAGGAAGAUGGAGGAGCUGGGCUGCUUCUCCCAGCAGUAUUAGUGACCCUCCCUUGUCACAAGCACCUCUCUCUCCUCCUCAUGCCAAUUCUAGCCCCUCUGCUUGUUCCCCUUACUCCCAAGGCAGGAGGCAGAACCUUGACUGCCCCACAGAGGCAUUUCUGCCCCUAUGGAACCAUAGACUGAAAAGACUUACCCUCCUGCACCUCUCGAACCUUCCACUGUCACCCCCUUAUUCCUUAUCUCAUGACGGACUGAGGAGGCCCUGGGCCCGGACAAAGCACCCAAGCUCCCCUUAAGACACCUGCACGCCUUUCCCCCAAGCAAAGCACAAUUUACGGGGUCUCUGCAGCAGGAUCCAGGAUCCCAGCUGUGGUGCUGCUACCAGGCAGCUGCUACCUGGGUUAAGACAGGAAAUGAGGCAGGCGUCAGUCGCUGGGCCUAAGGAGCAGGGGCUUUCUUGGCACUGUGUUGUGGGACAGUGGCGACAUCCCGCUGACCGUGGAAGGCCCAGUGCAGCAGAGCAGAGGGCAUUCUGCGUCACCUUCGUGGCCCCAGCCCAAGCUGAGCAUCUGCCUUGCUGCACAGAGAAUAAACUCGGUGUGUUAACUGUGCCAAGGCCUCUCCAGCUGUCCUCUCUCAUUGCCCUCCCUCUGCCGCCCCUGGACUCCUGUUUCCCUGCAGAUGUUGAUAUUGUUCUGAGUCUCAUUUACCAGAAGGCCCUAAAAAGAACAGCAGCACACAUCCGUGAACACAUGCCCAGCACACUGGCACACGCCUUUCACAGACCAAGCACAGGCAUGUGUGUGCACAAGUACACACAUGAGGAAUGAGAAGCCCUUACGAAUGCUCAGGCCCGAGACAGUGGACGGGGACUCAAGCCCUGGGAAGGUGCCCCCUCUGCCAGCCAUCCCUCUGUGCCCCAGUCACUGGUGCAAUAACUUUUCUGCUGCCCUUGAGGUGGGAGAGUCAGGGCUCACGUCAGGUGGGUGGGGCCGCCCUGAGCCCAGCAGAUACCGCAUUCCCUUUACUGGGAGGAGGGGGGUGCUCCCAGGCCUCUGGGGGUCCAGGUAGAGACUUCCCCAAGCCUGACUGCCAACUGAAACACCCUCUCCUAGUGAGGGCAGGUGGCUCAAGCUGGCCUGGGCCAGAGACACCCAGAGGUAAGAAAUCCAGUCUCACCAAUGCUGCUUUCUGACCCUGGCUGUGAGGAACGGGCUUCGGGGGUCGGGGUGGUGAGUUUUGUUUUUAUGUUAACCAAUGGAAACUAAAUCCAGGAGAAGCUGCCACCCUUACCGCUGAGUGUGGCCAGCUUCCUUUGCUUCAAUUUCUUUGUCACCAUUUUCCUCUUUGGUCCUGGGGGACAGCCCAGCAAAUUCUCCUGGUUCUGACCUGGGGAGGGGGGGUGUCCCACCCCCUUUUA
This is a messenger RNA of Myodes glareolus (Bank vole), 5007 nucleotides long. Lineage: Eukaryota; Metazoa; Chordata; Mammalia; Rodentia; Cricetidae. The record is from RefSeq and is a predicted model, not a curated record.